Molecule: messenger RNA, 1371 nt
Organism: Ilex paraguariensis (yerba mate)
Lineage: Eukaryota; Viridiplantae; Streptophyta; Magnoliopsida; Aquifoliales; Aquifoliaceae
Source: the annotation of a GenBank genome assembly
AUGCCAGGAAGGCCAUUAGGAGAAGUCAUGUGGCCUAGAUUGGUAGCUAGUAAGAUCCUCAAAAAGACAUUGGGCAGCAACAAUUUUGCGGCAGAUUUUCCAAGCAGCUGCAAUACAGAAUCUUCUCUAGAAAUUCCAUGUUUGGAUCAAGAAUCUAUUUCCUCUAAGAUCAUCUUCAGUGAUAAUGAGGAGACACGCACCUUCAAGGUUUUUGUUAGUACUUGGAACGUCGGCGGAGUUGUACCAACAAAUGAGGUGAAUAUGGAAGAUUUACUCGACACAUACAACACUUCUUGCGACAUCUAUGUUCUUGGGUUUCAAGAAGUUGUGCCAUUACGUACAACAAAUGUCCUAGGAUCUGAGAAUCCUAGAAUUUCCAUGAAAUGGAAUUCCUUGAUAAGAGAAGCUCUAAACAAGAAAACAUCCAUCCAAGAAAGAAACAAAGAAGGCACAUUAAAACAAAAGCAAACUGCCUUCUUUGCCAAAGAUGGGAAGUCAACCGAGAGAAGCAUUAGAGAUCAAGAGUUUUGGUGUAUCAUUAGCAAGCAAAUGGUCGGAAUAUUGAUCUCAGUUUGGGUUCGAAGUUGUCUUCAUCCAUAUAUUUGGAACCCUAGUGUCUCAUGUGUAGGCUGUGGCAUCAUGGGGUGUCUAGGAAAUAAGGGUUCUGUGUCGGUUAGGUUUCGAUUACAUGAAACCAGCUUCUGCUUUGUGUGCAGUCAUCUAGCUUCAGGGGGUAGAGAAGGGGAUGAGAGAUAUCGAAACUCAAACGCCGCAGAAAUUCUGUAUCGGACAAGGUUUCCUAGAGGCCCUUCACGUGAUUUGCCUCGAAAGAUCCUAGAUCACAAUCGGGUAAUUUUUCUUGGAGACUUGAACUAUAGGAUCUCCUUACCGGAAUUGGAGACACGAUUACUAGUAGAUAGAAGAGAAUGGAAUGCUUUGUUAGAAAGUGAUCAGCUAAGGACAGAACUCAUGGGGGGUCAAGUAUUUCAAGGUUGGCAUGAAGGAACAAUCAAAUUUGCUCCUACUUACAAAUACCAUCCCAAUUCUGAUGAAUAUUUUGGUGGAAUUGGUGGCAAAAAGCGCGAAAAGAAACGAGCUCCUGCAUGGUGCGAUCGGAUAAUUUGGUAUGGGGAGGGUGUAAAGCAACAUAUGUACAGCAGAGGUGAAUCAAAGAUGUCAGAUCACAGACCAGUGAAGGCAAUAUUCACCACAGAAGUUGGAGUUUCAAGGAAAAGAAAAGGAUUCCAAAGCUUCUUCCUAUCAGAGAGGUUUGAUCAUAUUACAAGCCCGUUAGAGAUCAUGUCAUCCGAAGAUCAUUUCCGACAUACCCGCCGAUCAAGCUUCCAACUUGAAGACAUGUGGAGCCCAUAA